AUGCCAGCUGCAUUCUACAGUUCUUCCCAACCUCUCGAACAAGUACCAGGUUGGAAACCAACGAACUAUGAUAAGAUGGGAUUCGAGGCUAUAGACCCAAACAGUCCUGAAUACACACUGGACGGGAAUCAUCAAGACACUCAGCUCAUACCCACACAUGUUAUUUUCCCCUACAACGCACUAAUGCCUACACGUGAACAUUUCCUGCGAAUGACGGAAGUGGUCGUGAGGUUUCAUAAUCUGGGUGAUAGGAGUAUCGCAGCGGCAACCACAGGAUGCUGGUCGGAAGCUCAUGGGGUUCUUAUUUUUCGCCAUUACUUACACAUCUCGAUGUAUCACAAAGAGAUCAACUGGCGAUAUUUUCGGGGUUUGGUUCCUAGGACUAUUGUGGGUCUCUAUCGUUGGAAUCGUAAAGGGACUACGGAGCCCACGAGCAAUAGAUCAAGGGCGAGUUCACAUGCCAUUAUAUUGGAAAAUGUAAAAGAGACUUUUUAUACGCUUGGAUACAAAUGUAAACACGAAACAGUCGACAUCAGAACAGAGUCCGGCCAACCAUAG
Sclerotinia sclerotiorum 1980 UF-70 is the source of this 558-nucleotide messenger RNA. RefSeq lists its product with no specific name. The record is from RefSeq and is a predicted model, not a curated record. The transcript is spliced from 2 exons. Bases 1 to 558 code for a protein of 185 amino acids. NCBI's taxonomy places the organism in Eukaryota, Fungi, Ascomycota, Leotiomycetes, Helotiales, Sclerotiniaceae.